Messenger RNA from Colletotrichum karsti, 2112 nucleotides. RefSeq names its product GTP binding protein. The record is from RefSeq and is a predicted model, not a curated record. Gene Ontology annotation, cellular component: cytosol. The transcript is spliced from 3 exons. Bases 1 to 2112 code for a protein of 703 amino acids. Gene Ontology annotation, molecular function: guanyl-nucleotide exchange factor activity; protein binding. Gene Ontology annotation, biological process: positive regulation of GTPase activity. NCBI's taxonomy places the organism in Eukaryota, Fungi, Ascomycota, Sordariomycetes, Glomerellales, Glomerellaceae.
AUGGCCGAACCGCCGCAGGCAUCAGGCAAAGCCAUGACUCCAGACGCCAUCGCAGACCUUCUGGCAUCCGCCUCAUCAUGGGCGAACCCCGGCGCCGAGGACCAGGGCCGCGCUCACAGGACGGCUUUGCUGAGUGACGUGCUGUUUACGGCGCAGCAGUUGUGGUUCGCGGGGAGUCAGGAGUUCGACCUUGUCGCAGAGAAGCUGGGCGAUGGAAGUCGAGAUGCUUCAUGGAGACUUCCGCUAGGCGACUCGGGAAUCGUCGACUUCUUCCUCACCGUCAUCGUCACCCCGGAUCUCCGCCCAGCCUUGAAGAAACACUCGCUCCGUCUCAUCGGCAACUCAUGCGCCGACACAGAUGAGAACCGCGCCCGCGUCGUCGCCUCAAACGCUCUUCCCGCCAUCAUCACCUUCCUCUCCGACGACGUCGCCCUCCCCUUCGCCGUCCCGGUCCUAUACAACAUCCUCGUCGACUACGAGCCGGCCCAACAGGCAGCCUCAACCGCCUCUCUAACCCUCUCCCUCGUCGACCUCCUCACCAGCCCGCGUCUCGCCAAUGCCCAGCACCUCCUAGGCAUCAUCAGCAAGAUCCUCGCCCUCCUCGCGACCCACGAGACAGAAGCCACCCUCGCGCCCCCGCAAACCCCGGCUCUCCUCCUCACCCUCGCCCUGACCCCGACGACAGACGCGGAGGACUUCGUCUCCCUCGUCGCCGUCGCCCUGGCCUACCUCACCCACGCCCCGAUCCAAGAGGCCCUCAUCACCACGAACUCCGUCCCCAUCCUCCUCGCCACCUUCUACCACCUGCAGACCCAGCUCGAGGCCAUCCGGGUCGAGGACGAGGACGCCGCCGUCAUGCUCAAGGCCCUCCCGCAGUCCUUCGUCCAGCUCCUCGCCGACAUCUCCUACGCCGACGCCUUCACCAUCUACAACCCCAUCGGCUCCCCCGUCCUCCAGACCCUCCAGUCCUGGCUCUCCAUGCCCAACGUCCACCUCCAGUCCGCCGCCUGCCUCUGCCUCGGCAACGUCGCCCGCUCCGACGAGGCCUCCUACGCCCUCGUCAGGGACCACGCCGUCCACCUCCCCCUCGUCGACCUCCUCCGCGUCUCCAAGGACUCCAUCCUCCUGCACUCCGCCCUCUCCUUCCUCAAGAACCUCGCCAUCCCGCCCCAGAACAAGCCCCUGCUCGGCGACGCCGGCCUCCUCGACGCCGACAUCCUCCCCCGCAUCUGGGCCCUCGACGUCAACCCCCAGGUCCAGUUCUCCGCCGUCUCCCUCACCCGCCUCCUCCUCGUCAACACCCCCUCCAACGUCCGCCGCCUCUGCGCCCCGCUCAACCCGGACCCCCUCUCCCCCUCCCACGACACGACCCACUUCCACCGCCUCCUCGACCUCUUCGCGCGCUCCGACGCCGAGCACACCCGGACCGAAGCCGCCCGCGCCGCCGCCGCCGUCUGCCGCGUCCUGCACACCGCCCCGAUCCCGCCCCUCCUCCCGGACUGGGACCCCGCGGAUGACGGCUACGUCUUCCGUCCCGAGAAGCCGCUCUCGCCCACGGCGGCCGCCGAGGCCGGCUCCGAGAGCGGCGACGCGAGGCGCAGGGAGAAGUUCUACCGACAGCACGCGGCGCUCAACAAGGCGCUCGCGUUCCUCGUGACGCAGACCAAGUUCCCCGUGCUCCGCAGCGAAGCAUGGUUCGUCUUCGCGCUCAUGUGCCGGUCCAAGGACGGCGCCGGCGUCGUGAUUCGCGCGUUGCAGGUGCAGGGCGCGUUCGAGGCGCUGACGGAGUCCAUCACGGGGCGGAGCUUCUCCGGGGAGGAGGGGGAGGAGCAGAAGACCAUCACGAGCGGUCAAGAGGCCGUGGUCGUCGGGGGCGGCGGGGGUGAUAAUGCGGCAAUGGUGGACGGUCUGGGGCUGGAACCGCAGGCGACGGACCCGGCCCAGGCGGCGGGGAUGAAGAAGGUUGAUCGGGAGAACGGGCUCGUCAUGGUCAGCGAGCUGGUGAGGAGGCACAAGGAUGAGUUGCCUGCUGUGCGGAGGGCUGCGUUUGAGGAGAUGUUGAGGGAGGGCGGGGAGAUGCUUGUUGAUGAGAAGAGUAAGGAGGAUGCAUAG